Molecule: messenger RNA, 2565 nt
Organism: Antechinus flavipes (yellow-footed antechinus)
Lineage: Eukaryota; Metazoa; Chordata; Mammalia; Dasyuromorphia; Dasyuridae
Gene: PSME3
Product: proteasome activator subunit 3
Exons: 11
Coding region: 193-957 (254 amino acids)
Biological process (GO): regulation of G1/S transition of mitotic cell cycle; positive regulation of endopeptidase activity; regulation of proteasomal protein catabolic process
Cellular component (GO): proteasome activator complex; cytoplasm; nucleoplasm
Molecular function (GO): endopeptidase activator activity
Source: RefSeq, a predicted model, not a curated record
GGGCAAGCGAGUGAGCGAGCAGGGAGGCAGGCAGGAAGGCAGGCAGGCGCCCGGGAGGCAGGCAGCGAGGAAGCGAGGGAGCCAGACAGGCCGGCGGAGGCCCGAAGGAAGCCGAAAGCCUGCCCCUGUGCCCAGGUCCUCCGGUUUCCCGUCCCGGAGCCCCCAGCGGAGCGGACGCGGCCCGCCCCGGCCAUGGCCUCGCUGCUGAAGGUGGAUCAGGAAGUGAAGCUCAAGGUUGAUUCUUUCAGGGAGCGGAUCACAAGUGAGGCAGAAGACUUGGUGGCAAAUUUUUUCCCAAAGAAGUUGUUAGAACUUGAUAGUUUUUUGAAGGAGCCUAUCUUAAACAUCCAUGAUUUAACCCAGAUCCACUCAGACAUGAAUCUCCCUGUCCCUGAUCCUAUCCUUCUUACCAAUAGCCACGACGGAUUGGAUGGUCCCACUUUGAAGAAGAGGAAGUUGGAUGAAUGUGAGGAGGCCUUCCAGGGUACCAAGGUAUUUGUGAUGCCUAAUGGGAUGUUAAAAAGCAACCAGCAGCUGGUGGACAUUAUUGAAAAGGUGAAACCUGAAAUCCGGCUAUUGAUCGAGAAAUGCAAUACGGUCAAAAUGUGGGUUCAGCUCCUUAUCCCCAGGAUAGAAGAUGGGAAUAACUUUGGUGUAUCCAUCCAGGAGGAGACUGUUGCAGAACUAAGGACUGUGGAGAGUGAAGCUGCAUCUUAUCUGGACCAGAUUUCUAGAUAUUACAUUACAAGAGCCAAAUUGGUUUCUAAAAUAGCCAAAUAUCCCCAUGUGGAAGACUAUCGACGCACAGUGACAGAGAUUGAUGAGAAAGAAUAUAUCAGCCUUCGGCUCAUCAUAUCAGAACUGAGGAACCAAUACGUCACUUUACAUGACAUGAUCCUGAAAAACAUUGAGAAGAUCAAGCGGCCCCGGAGCAGCAAUGCAGAGACGCUGUACUGAGGCCAGGGCCAGAGCCAGGGGACUCUGUGAGUCUGGCUCAAGACCGACAUUGCCUUGGUUUGUUACAUGACUAUCGAGAUGGGGAAACUGGCUGGAAAUAGUAAUCACACCUCUCUUCUGUUUUUAGUUAGAGUCUAAUGAAGCUCUCAUGUAGUUCUGUGACGUGUUUACCUCUUAUUUCAGGCCUCAGGAACUCUCCUACCCUAGUGCCCAUUCCCAACUUGCCCUGUCAAGACUCGUUUCUGGAGUGUUUGCAUAUGUGUGUUCAUGCACACAUGCACUUUCUCUUGAACUCUUUUCCCCACCCCAACCCAUCUCUGGUAUCUUGGUCUGUUUGUCUCCUUUUCAGUUAGUUGGUUAGAUAUUGGGGGAGUCAGAAGUGAAAGAAUUUAGUUUUUCUUUGAGGGAAUUGGGGGGGUGGGGUGCUACCGUUGCCUCUCUGGCGUAGAGGAUCUUUGAUUAUGGGAAUGGGGAAAGAAAGAGGAAGAGGUUGUAUUUCCUAAAUUGUAUCUCCCUACCAUGGGACCUUGGGAAAUAUACCUUCUACUGUCUCUUUCUCGUUUUUAAAAAAUGUCUUUAUUGUGAGGUUUUCAGUUUUUCAUAUAUAGCUUUGCCACCACACAUACGCCUGACCUUAUUACCAGACUCCUCCCCCUCCCCCCCAUCUUUAAAAGUUCAUUCUAGGAACAAGAGUCAGGUGUCCAGACUAAAGUGGAAGAGGCUUCAGCUGAGAGGCACAGUCUGUUCACCUGAACAGAGAGAUGGGGAGGAGAGGGUGAGGGCAGCCACCAGUCCUGUGACUCAAGUUUUGUUGGGAAUUGUAACAAAGAUUGCUGCCCCAACUGUUUGGUUCUUCUUAAAUCAGUUAAAAAUUAUGGGAGGGGGGUGGUGUUUUCUGAAGCUUAGAUCCAGAUGCUACUUUUGGGCUUCUUCCUUUUGGAAUAUUUUUAUUUAUAUUUUUUCCCAAGAAGGAUAGGACAUGUGUGUGUGUGUGCGUGCCUGUGUGUGUGCCUGUGUGUGUAUGUAUGUGCGCGUGUGCGCAUGUGUACAUGCGCAUGCGUGCGUAACUCUGGGAUGGAGCAGAAACAUGGAAGAGUUGCUGUCUUUCUCUUGAGAAUUCUGGAUAUAUUCCAUUAUUACAGGUUCUUCAGCCUCUCCCCUCCUCCCUCAGCUCUGUUACCUCUCAGAGAAAGUCUGCUUUUUUUCAGCCAAUCAACCCUUUUCCUAUGUGUGUUUCCAUCUUCCCUUCUGUUUUUCUCUGUUCCUCACUUUCCUGCUGGUUUCCACCUGGGAUGCAUCACUGUCUGUUCCAUUAUGUUAUAGUGAAGGAGUCAGGACAUUGUCUUCCCAUGAAUAAUAUUCAGUAACAAACCAACUGUGUUUUAGUUGGGCCUCUCCUAGAGCCUGUCCCCUUCCCAGCCUACCUUCUCCCUCUCCACCAUGUGUUUCUUGGUGUUGUUUGCUUUUUUGUUUGUUGGAUUGUUCUGAUGUCCCCAACCCUGCUUCCCCAAUCCUUAUCCUAUCCCAGCUUCCCUGGAUCGUAAUGUAAAAUCCUUUUACCAUGUCAAGAAAUUAUUAAAAAUACAGGUACUUUGACCUUUUUUUAAA